This is a messenger RNA of Lucilia cuprina (Australian sheep blowfly), 7022 nucleotides long. RefSeq names its product cadherin-23. Bases 879 to 6824 code for a protein of 1981 amino acids. Gene Ontology annotation, molecular function: calcium ion binding. Gene Ontology annotation, cellular component: plasma membrane. The record is from RefSeq and is a predicted model, not a curated record. The transcript has 13 exons. Gene Ontology annotation, biological process: homophilic cell-cell adhesion. Lineage: Eukaryota; Metazoa; Arthropoda; Insecta; Diptera; Calliphoridae.
UUAAUUAAAGAUAAAAAAAUGUUUUAACAUUAAUUUUGAUUUUUUUUCAACUUUAAAUUAAAUGAUUUUAAAAUAAAAACAACAAUAUCGUGAAAUAAUAAAAAAAAACUAAAUAAUUAAUUGUAAAUUGAAUAUAAUCGUGAUCGUGUUCUAAAUGUUUAUUACCACCCAAAGAAAUAAAAGUUCUAUUUAAAUGAUCGUGUUGUAGGAAACAAAGAAACGAAUAGUGCGUGUACAACGUCUUCUUAUGGCACGUUCCAAAUCAUUAAAGUGUUGUCAUCAUUAACUCACCAACUUAAAAAAAAUACUACAAACAAAAUAAGUCCAAAACCCAAACACCUUUAAUAAAACGUUAAAAAAAAAUAUAUAUACAAAAUUUGCUGUUUUAUUUUAAUAACCCACAAAGAAGUCAGUCUAUAAGUUCAUUUGUAUCAGAACAAAUAGUCACGGUGGUUGCAUUUUAAAAUUCUAUGCCAUCCAUGUAGCCAAACAUACAGCCAUCCAUCCAUCCACAUUCAUUCACAUUAUAAUUUUGGUAACUUUAACUUAUACUUCAGUCGUUGUUGUGGUCUAUGGGGUUCUUGACUUUUUAAAAACAUACAAGUCGUUUGAUCACCCAUCACAUAUGAAUACAUAACUAAUUGUAAAUUGUAUGAUAGUAUUUCUUAAGGAAAUGUCACCUUAAAUAAAUUAAGGAAGUAAGUGCAUGUGAGUGUAUUAUUUAGUGAAAAAUACAACCCUCUUCAUAUUUACAAACUUGGGAGUAUGCAAAUAAAAGGAUGAUAUUUAACUAAGGAUAUUUUUUUAUUAUACCACAAGGAUCAAUCAACAUGAAAUCCUAAUAAUAAGCAUUUAAAAUAUAACAAACAACUAAGACAAUGCAUCGAAGUAUAAGAAGGCCUUUGAGGCCUAUAUUAAAUUUAAAACCAUCAACUCCCGAAUAUAAAAGAAAACAAAAUAAAGUUCGUUUAAAAAUCAAUGAAAUCAUACGAGUCACACAACUAAGUCACUUAAUAAUACUCUUAAUAUUAUUGCAAACCACUCAAGCCAAUCGCCCACCAAGAUUUAUGAUAGAAGGACAAUCGGAAAUUGUAUUAAGAUUAAAAGAAAGUCCCGAAACAGAAGUGGGCACGCUAAUAUACACACUUAAAGGCUUUGAUCCUGAUAAUGAUCCCUUAACAUUUGGCAAACGUCCCUCGCAUGAUAGUGAAGUCAUACGCAUAGAGAAUAAGGGUUCCAAUGAAGCCUAUGUUUAUCUAGCCAAAGAAUUAGAUAGAGAAACUCAGGAUGAAUAUUCUAUAGUGUUAACAUUAACCGAUAAUCAUUACAACGACUUUAAUUAUGUAACACAAAGUUUUUUACUUCUCGUAGAAGAUAUUAACGAUAAUGCUCCCAUAUUUUUACCCUACCAAAGUGCUAUUGAAAUACCUGAAAAUAGUGCUCCAGGCAUUGUAACAUCUCUGGAAGCUAUCGAUGCCGAUGAAGGUGCCUAUGGACAAGUCGUGUAUUAUUUACAAGAAUCUGAGGGGGAUAAUGAAAUAUUUUCCAUAACUACUAAUCAGGGCAAGGGUAUUUUAAGUCUUAUGGGUAGUUUGGAUUAUGAAACAAAAGCUUUAUAUCAGUUACGAGUUUUAGCUGUGGACAGAGCCAAUCAGGGCCCUGUUAAUACGGGUACAGCAGCUAUAUUGAUUAAGGUCAAAGAUAUAGAAGAUCAGCCGCCAGAAUUUGUUAAAGUACAACCGGUAGCUAGAAUACCAGAGGAUGCUCCUGUGGGUACCAAAGUGUUGAGGGUUUUAUGUGUAGAUGGUGAUCGUGGCAUUAAUAAUCCUAUAGCUUAUGAGUUAGAAACUAAUGAGUUAUUUGGUAUAGAACGUAAUACGGGCUGGAUUUAUACCAUACACGAAUUGGAUCGUGAGGAUCCGAGUAAUCAAGUAAAUGGAGCGUAUAUUUUGAAAAUAACGGCUAAAGAAAUAUCGAAGACAGCAGAACAACUACCAGCCUCGAUGACAACGGUUAAAACUGAAGUUACCAUAAUCGUAUCCGAUGUAAACGAUGAAAUUCCAACAUUUGGUGAAAGUCUGUAUCGCUGUGAGGUUAAUGAAAAUGCCCAAGCCAAUACACCACUUAACUUCAUAGAUGGAGAUGUCAAACAUUAUGUUUAUGAUCACGAUUUGGGUAACAAUGGUACAUUUCGUUUGUUUCUUGAUCCACAAAAUGAUAUUUUCGAAAUAGUACCCGACAUAGCAGUAAACGAGGCUAGUUUUAUGAUAAGAGUGAAAAAUCCUAAAUCAUUAGAUUAUGAACAACUAAAAGAGAUCAAUUUCACAUUAUUUGCUCGAGAAGUAGAUGAGCCAAGUCGUUACUCGUCAGCUCAUGUGCAGAUUUUUAUACGCGAUCAGAAUGAUAAUUUUCCAGAAUUUACACAAUCAGUGUAUAAUGUAUCAGUAGCGGAAAAUAGUGAAAUGGGUACAAAUGUGGCUAAAUUGGAGGCUUACGAUGAGGAUUCGGGAGAUUUUGGCACAAUGGGCAUAAGAUAUAAGAAUUUAAGAGGUGGCAUAGCGAAUUUAUUACAUUUAAAUCCCAUUACCGGCUUGGUAACUAUAAAACAACCAGGCGGUGCAGCCUUUGAUCGGGAAAUUAUAUCGCGCCACUAUUUGACAGUGGAAGCUAUAGAUAAUUUGGGCAUGGGUAAUCGCAAUACGGCUCAGUUAAUCAUUAAUAUUGAAGAUAUUAAUGAUAAUGCACCCACGUUCUUACAAAGACAAUAUGAAACCACUCUAAUGGAAAAUAAACUAGAAUUUGAACAUCCUUUACAACUGGAGGCACGUGAUAUCGACUUAAAUGGCACGGAGAAUAGCCAAAUUACAUAUGAAAUUGUCGAAGGCAUGUAUCGUACCAAUUUUACCAUAGAUCCUGAAUUGGGCAUUUUAAAACCUUUAAAUUCAUUUGACUAUGAAGAGCUAGUGGAACAUAAACUAAAUUCCCCAAGACGUUUUGGUACUAAAGAAGAAAACAUCGAUAAGGGUGUUAGAUUAUUAGAUUUACUAAUACGAGCCCGAGAUUCUGGCAUACCCAUGUUAUCGACCGUGGUUCCUGUAUUAAUUUAUGUUCAAGAUAUCAAUGAUAAUCCUCCAAUAUUUCAUAAAAGCUUCUAUUCCAAAAGUAUUCCCGAAGAUUUGCCAGGUGGUAGUUCGGUUCUGCAAGUAACAGCUAUAGAUCGUGAUGGUUCCGCUCCCAAUAAUGUUAUAGUUUAUCGCAUACAAACUGGUGCUAAAGACAAGUUUGUUAUUAAUUCGGAAACUGGAGUUAUAUCUGUGGCUCAAGGUGCAAAUUUAGAUCCAGAUUUAACCGAUAACAAGACAAUGGAUUAUACUUUAACAGUACUCGCCAUAGAUGGUGGCAUAGGCAACUCUCAACUGAUGAAUACGGCCACAGUAAAUAUCACAAUCAAGGAUGUUAAUAACAAACUUCCCAUACUGCCCGAAUUACCCACACUUCACAUUAUGGAAAAUACUCCCGUGGGAACUGAAAUUUACAAAAUUCAGGCUAAUGAUUCAGAUGAAACACCCAUAAUACGUUAUAAAAUAAAUCCUCUCAAUUCUGAGGCGCGCAACGAAGAAGGAUCUGUAGUAAAGUUAACAGAAUAUGAUUAUAUAUCAGCAUUUGAUUUGGAUCCCAUAGAUGGUACUAUGCAGGUGAUCAAAGUAAUUGAUCGUGAACGAGUAGAACAUAUAAAACUAUCUUUUACUGCUGAGGAUUUGGCAGCGGCCAAAGGUAAACAAAUUGUUGAAGGUUUCCUUAACAUACAAAUUGGAGAUGAAAAUGAUAAUAAUCCCAAGUUUAAACAACCUUUCUACAAAAGAUCCAUUACCGAAAAUAGCAUGAAUGGUGUUUUAAUAACAAAUGUUAUAGCUUAUGAUGUAGAUAAGAAUCGUACUAUUACUUAUAGUCUAGAGGGAAAUCCUUUAAUACGUCAAUUAAUACAUUUAGACUCUCAUACGGGUGAAAUAGUGGUGGCAAAUAAAAUCGAUCAUGAACAAUAUCAAUGGUUGAAUUUUUCUGUCCGAGCUACAGAUUCUGGCAUUCCAGCCAGAUCGUCAUUGGUUGAUGUUUAUAUAAAUGUUUUAGAUGAAAAUGAUAAUAAUCCUUAUUUUAUUGGUGGCUCCAAGAACUACAGUAUCAGUGAAUCGGCGGUGGUAGGUACUAGAAUUGGUACUAUUCAGGCGGCUGAUGCCGAUUCGGGUGACUUUGGUAAAAUUACUUUUCUCAUGGAUCGCAUAAGUUCUCAGGGAAAAUUCUCUAUUGAUGCUGAUACGGGAGUUUUGACGGUUACCGAUGUUUUGGAUAGAGAAACUAAGGAUUUUUAUAUGCUUGUCAUCGAAGCCUGGGAUAAUUAUCAAUUUGGUUUUUUAGCUGGCGAAAGUCGUAAUGCUUUUAAGCAAGUUUUCAUAACUAUACUUGAUGAAAAUGACAAUGCUCCCGAAGUUUUUAUGCCCUCAGCAUGUGUUUUGAUCACUGAAUAUCAUGAAUUAAAUGAGAAAAUAGCUACUAUAAAAGGCAAAGAUUUGGAUGAUCCCCUAACGCCAAAUGGUAGAUUAGAAUUUAAGAUAUCCAAAGGCAAUAAAGAUGAUUUAUUUGAACUUAAACAAAUUGAUGCCUGGAAUGCUUAUGUGUAUGCUCGUUCUUCUUUGCGUAAUCGUUAUGGCAAUCAUUCCCUAACCAUAACAACACGAGAUUUGGGCAUACCCUCUAAUAUUAUUACAAAAACAUUAGAUAUAUGUAUUUCGGAUUUUAAUGAUCAUGCACCGGUUUUUAUACAACCUCUGCAUAAUACCACUGUUAGAGUACCAGAGAAUACCACUGUGGGUUCGUUAAUUCUACAAGUCAUUGCUACGGAUGAGGAUAUUGGUAUGAAUGCUUUGGUGCGUUAUCGUUUAAAACCUGAUCCUCUAGGAAGUUAUAAACUUUUCGAAUUGGAUGCAGAAACGGGUCAUUUAUUUCUAAAAGAAUCUUUAGAUCGCAAUAAACAAAAGAUACAUGAGAUAAGAAUAGAGGCUUAUGAUCAAGGUUUGCCAACUUCCUUAAGUGCCGAUUUAGAUUUAACAAUUUACAUACGAAAUGUCAAUGAAUAUGAACCGCAAUUUAUUGUGGAUGAAAUUUUUGUUAAUUUUACAGAACAUGCGGAUCCGGGUUCGGAGCGUGUUAAACUUCCCGAUACAAUUGAUAAAGACGAAGUUGACGACUUAGAUGAUCCACCUAGUCAAGUGUGUUAUUUCAUUGUUAAAGGCAAUGAAGAGCAAUUCUUUAAUUUAGAUCCUGAAACCCAUAUAUUAACGACACAAAAAGAAUUGGAUCGUGAAAUAAAAGCAUAUUAUCAUCUCUAUGUAAGAGCUACCGAAAAUUGUAUAGAACAAGAUAAUUCUUUAGAAUUGGCUAUGAACAAAAAAAUGGAAAUAGAAAUUGACAAUGAACCGUUGAAGCCUUUUAGUCGAAGGCAAGGUGGCUUUUUAAGAAACUCUGAAUUCUAUGAUCGUUAUAAACAUUCUAGAAGUUUAAGAUCCAUAAGCGAGGAAUCAUUUCAUAAUGAAAGUAUUUUAAAUGAUUCUUUAAACAGUGAAGAAUUUCUAAUGUCUGAUAGUACCAUUGUUAGAGUCAAGGUUAAGGUACUGGAUGUCAAUGAUAAUCCACCCAGAUUUCGUACGAAAAUCUUUACAGGUGGUAUUACAACAAAUGCAGAUUUUGGUACCAGAUUCAUGCGUGUUGAGGCGGUGGAUCUAGAUGAAGGCAUUAAUGCAAAAAUAAAUUACUAUCAAGUAGGUGACAUAAGACAAACCUUGUCGGAAGGUUUAGAAAAUGUUCGCAGCUCACCGUUUUUGGUGGAUCAAGAAACUGGUGAAAUUCAACUGAAUUUUGAUCCCCAAAAGGGUAUGAAAGGUUAUUUUGAUUUUAUGGUAUUGGCCAAUGAUACGGCUGGCAUGAAAGAUGUGGCACAUGUUUUUAUAUAUUUGCUAAGAGAAGAUCAAAAAGUAAGAUUUGUCUUUCGUUUACAGCCGAAUGAAUUGAGAAAUAAAAUUGAGGAGUUUAGGGAAACAUUAAGUAAUAUCACCGAUACCAUAGUAAAUAUAGAUGAAAUAAAGGUACACGAAAAUAAGGACGGUUCAGUGGAUAAAACAAAAACCGAUUUAUAUAUGCAUUUAGUGGGGAAAGAAGAUAAUUCUAUAUAUGAAGUGGCGGAAGUUUUAAAUCUAAUUGACUCUCACAUAGAACACUUGGAUGAACUGUUUAAGGAACUAAAUGUUUUGGAUACUCAAGCGGCCGAAGCUCAAAUGCUGCAAGCUGGCCCUCAAGCCAAAGCCAUGUAUGUUUGGUUGAUAUUUACCAAUCUAUUUCUGGCCACUCUAUUGGUGGUUACUUUAGCAUUAUGUGCCUCACAAAGAAAUGGCUACAAGCGUCAGUUGAGAGCUGCAAAAGUUAAUAUAUUCCGAAAUUCAUCAUUAUCUUUACAACAUCCAAAUGAACCCACCACCCGAGUACCCAACACCAAUAAACACAGUGUCCAGGGUUCAAAUCCCAUAUGGCUAAAAGGUUAUGAAAAUGAAUGGUUUAAAACCGAGGAAAAUUUAAGCCAAAGUGGCCAUGAUUCUUUGGAUGAUAAUUUUUUAGCCAUUGGUGCUCAGGACAUACAGGAAACUUUAAAGGGUACUGCAAAAUUAUUUAAUCAUACCAAUGAUUUGAAUCGUCAUUUUAAUGUUUAUAAUCAAAUAGACAAAUUAACAAAUAAUGCUCAAAUAUUAGCAAGGAAAUUAGAAACAACGGAACUAUAAUUUAAUUUAUUUUUAAUUAACAUAAGAUUACAUGAUUUUUUUAAGUUAUUUAUUUUAAUUUAAGAAAGUUAAUUAUUUCUUUGUACAUAAUUGAAAGCAAUUUUUUAUACAUAUUAAAACGAAUUGUUUAUAUUUAAUGAGUUAUUAGAUAAUUUUACGAAACACAGCAGGUGAUUAUGUACCUAAAACGCAAGCGAU